AUGACUCCAUCCCAAGGACAUGGACCACUGGACAACGAUGACUUCACAAGAAAUUGUAACGUCUGUCACAUACUCAAAAAAUGUUGCAUAGUCAUCGUCGGCGCCGGCUUCGGAGGACUCCUAUUUGCCGUUCGUCUCAUCCAAACUGGAUUCCGCACCGUCGAUGAGAUCAAAAUCGUGGAUGAAGGCAGAGACUUCGGCGGCACCUGGCACUGGAACCAAGCUACACAUACCUGCCCCUGCUGGAAGAAACAGGAUACAUGCCAGUGCGAAACACAUCGUGGUAUCGAGAUCCAGGAGCAUGCUGCUCAAAUUGCCAAGAAAUGGGAUCUUGUUCGGCGGACUUCGUUCAAGACCAGUGUGAAUAAUCUGGCAUGGCACGAGCCGAAUUGUUUUUUGUAUGCGACCAUGAAGAUUUCCGGUGCGUGUGGGUUUGUGCAGGUGAACUUCGUCUACCUUGCAACGAAUUGUUGCAUACAGCCAAGAUACCGGAUAUUCAGGGCAUGA
Penicillium pulvis is the source of this 507-nucleotide messenger RNA. RefSeq lists its product as uncharacterized. The transcript has 3 exons. The record is from RefSeq and is a predicted model, not a curated record. Lineage: Eukaryota; Fungi; Ascomycota; Eurotiomycetes; Eurotiales; Aspergillaceae. The coding region runs from base 1 to 507 and encodes 168 amino acids.